AUGCCCCCCUACCAUGAGCCACAGACUGAUUCCUCUCCCCUACGACUUCAACAUCAUUAUUAUUAUAUCAUUAUCUGGGCUCUACUAGCGUCGAUAAUCCUUUACAUUCCGGGAGGUCUAAGUUUUGUCGAUGCCUUAUUGCUCGCUUCUGGUGCCGCGACUCAAACCGGGCUUAACCCUAUAGACCUCAAAGAUCUGCAUAUAUCGCAACAAAUAACGCUAUGGCUGGUUCCCAUGGUCACAAAUCCUGUGUUUCUUCAUUCGUUACUGGUUUUAAUCAGGAUUUACUGGUUCCGGAAGCGCUUUAAGAGUGCCAUCCGUGAUGCGAAAGCAGUAUGCCACAGUCAACGCCAGCGGAUGAACCAGGCUCUUGACUUUGAGGCCCGACGACCGAUAGGCCUGAACAGAACUAUCACCGAUACCACAGAUACGACCACUACUGCGUUCGACUCUUCCGACAAGGACGACGAAGAGCAGCCCCUACUCGGAAGUACAGACGAGGAAAUCUCCCCUGGAGCAUCCCCCCCGACACACGCCGAGCCUCAGUCCCUCGUUGGUUACCAAACUUUUAAACCAGCUGCCAUAGGUCCCUCGAGCCCACGGAUCACCUUUUACGAAUCUGACAGGGAUUAUGAAGCCAGACAGAAGCGACGAUCUUCCUUUUCUCGCCGCCGCUCGUUUUCUGAGGCUGUCAAUGAAGGUUUCCCACGAACGGACAGCCCCAGCAUGCCUUUCUUGCCGUCGUUGAUGUGGCAGCAUUCGAUUGCGAGUUAUUCUGACUGGGAUGAGGAUCAGAAGGAGGAGCUAGGAGGGAUUGAAUAUAGGGCGCUGAAAACGUUGAUGGUUAUCUUGGUCUGCUACUUUCUGGCGUUUCACCUACUUGGCAUUGUACUGUUCAUUCCUUGGAUUAUGACGGACUCAAAAUAUGGGCAGAUGGUCAAAGACAUGGGCUUGAACCGGCCGUGGUGGGCGGUAUUUACCGCUGGGUCGGCAUUCCAUGAUCUAGGGUACACAUUGAGCCCCGACUCAAUGUCUUCAUUCCGGAACGCUGCAUUUCCACUGUUAGUGAUGACCUUUCUAGUGGUCAUCGGGAACACCGGCUUUCCGUGCAUGCUGCGCUUCAUCAUUUGGUUAUUAUCUAAAUUCACAAGAUACGGAUCUCCGUUAGACGACGAGUUGCAUUACCUUCUCGAGCAUCCGCGACGAUGCUUCACGAUGCUCUUCCCCGGACCAGAGACAUGGAGGUUAUCAGGUGUCCUCCUCCUAAUCAACGCUCUGGACCUGUUCAUUUUCUACACACUCCAAGAGAACCCACAAAGCAAUCCCUUCUCACCGGGCCUCCGUUUCGUAGACGGACUAUUCCAAAUCGCCUCCACCCGAACCGCCGGCUUCUCAAUCACCUCUCUGGGCAACCUGCACCCAGCAGUGCAAGUCUCCUUUGUAGUAAUGAUGUACAUCUCAGCCUUCCCCAUCGCAAUCGCCAUUCGAAAAACCAACGUCUACGAAGAGAAAAGCCUCGGCAUCUACGACGACGAAGACAAGCCCAACCCGCACGGCCUGGCCGCACAUAUUCAGCGGCAACUCGGGUUCGAUCUGUGGUACGUGAUGUUGGGCUUCUUCCUCAUCUCCGUCACCGAGGGCAAGCGCAUCCAACAAACCCAUGGCCGCGAUUUCGCGUUCUCUCUAUUCCCGCUUCUGUUCGAGAUCGUCUCCGCGUACGGAACUGUGGGGCUUUCGUUGGGAUACCCAAAGACAGAGACGAGUCUGAGUGCGCAGUUCAACCCGGUGUCGAAGCUGAUCAUUAUUGCUAUGCAGGUGCGUGGCAGACACCGUGGUUUGCCGCAUGCGCUGGAUCAUGCCAUACUCUUGCCGUGUGAUGUGCACCAGGAUCAGCAGGGCGAGUGGUGGUGGAAGCGCUGGUUAAAGCGGAAGAGCUCGAACAUUAGCAGUUUCUUUUCGCAUGGCGAUGCCGGUGAGGAUGUUGAGCGGUUUUCGGUAUCAAGCCAUCAUUAA
Molecule: messenger RNA, 2013 nt
Organism: Aspergillus nomiae NRRL 13137
Lineage: Eukaryota; Fungi; Ascomycota; Eurotiomycetes; Eurotiales; Aspergillaceae
Product: cation transporter
Exons: 2
Coding region: 1-2013 (670 amino acids)
Biological process (GO): potassium ion import across plasma membrane; intracellular potassium ion homeostasis
Cellular component (GO): plasma membrane
Molecular function (GO): high-affinity potassium ion transmembrane transporter activity
Source: RefSeq, a predicted model, not a curated record